Molecule: messenger RNA, 673 nt
Organism: Ruditapes philippinarum (Manila clam)
Lineage: Eukaryota; Metazoa; Mollusca; Bivalvia; Venerida; Veneridae
Exons: 5
Coding region: 88-591 (167 amino acids)
Molecular function (GO): protein binding
Source: RefSeq, a predicted model, not a curated record
AAAUCAAGCAAGCAAAAACAAAGGAGAGCUUAUCUAUUUAACGUUUAAACAGUGAAGAUUUGUCAGAUCUUAAAGGACUUUUACACAAUGAAAACGUUGCUAAUAGUGUUAGUUUGUACUAGCACCGCUAUUGGCUCUGUCAUUAACGGUCCCGGGGACUCGAAGCGGUUCUUGUCGUCGACAGUGUGCAGUGAUACGGUAGAUAACUGCCAAGCGUAUGGUCAAACAACUUGUACAAAUGCAGUAUACCAUCAGUGGGCGAUCCAGAACUGUGCAAAAACUUGUAAUCUAUGUCCCGUUGGAACCGGAACCGGAAGUAACGGAGGAGGAACCACAAGCGGUAGUUCAUUAGGAUGUUCGUAUAAUGGACAGACUUAUCAUCAAGGUCAAACGUGGAAGGUUGGCUGUACACUGAAAUGUCACUGUCUUAGUGAUUUUUCCGGACAGUACACGUGUAACGAAUUCUGUUUGCAAUGGAAACUGCCCACUCAGUGUCACAUGCAGCCGCCUAUCAGAGGAAAAUGUUGCCCUACACCAUAUUGUCCAGACGGAUUCAUCAUCAAUUUUCCACCAGACUAUGUGGCCGAAUAAUAUUUGCAAAACAAUGAAAUUUUUACAUGUUUACCAUAUUCCACUCUCCCGCUAAAUAGAUGUUUCAAAAAAGUUUUGUUCU